Molecule: messenger RNA, 1294 nt
Organism: Pecten maximus
Lineage: Eukaryota; Metazoa; Mollusca; Bivalvia; Pectinida; Pectinidae
Product: SPARC-like
Exons: 10
Coding region: 221-1069 (282 amino acids)
Biological process (GO): anatomical structure development
Molecular function (GO): protein binding; extracellular matrix binding; collagen binding
Source: RefSeq, a predicted model, not a curated record
UCGGUCUGGUCUCGUGUUACCAAUGCACUCUGCAGCGCGUACUGGUGGCCGACAAGUGGUGGGUUUAGGGCAGUCGUGAGUCAGGUCUCUCCUUGCCACUAUAGAGGGUUUAUAUGUUUGAGCGGAAUCAUUUCCGUACUGUGUUGUGCGGUCAACUUGUCUGAAGUGUAGUGAUUCUUUCAACUGUGUUCACACUGGGAGUUCUUUUGAGGUAACAGCCAUGAAGGUUCUGUCGACACUGAUUCUUCUCCUACUGGCCACAUGCGCCGUCAUCAAGGCAGACGAACAAACACGUGCAGCCUCCGCGAUACAGGAUAUACCGGAACAGGGUAUGGCAGCGGAUGAGGAUGAUGACGAUGAUGAUGACGUGGCCGUCGACGAUGACACCGAUGAUAUGACCGAGCCAAUAGCACGAGAAAACCCAUGUAACAAGAAGCAAUGUCAGAGAGGCGAGGAAUGUGUUAUUCGUAACGACAAACCCAAGUGUGUGUGUGUAGGAAGAUGUCCCAUCACCACCAACCCCAGACACAAGGUGUGCGGCUCUCGGAACACGACGUUUGACAGUGAAUGUCAUCUAGACCGUGAGAUCUGUCUGUGCAAGACAAAGUCACCUGAAUGCUCCAACCCUGCCUUCAAGAAACUGAAGCUGAAUUACUUUGGAGCCUGUCAGAAUCUUCCCCGAUGUGAUAACGUGGGAAUGGCCCAAUUUCCUGGGAGGAUGGAGGGCUGGCUUUCUGUCAUCAUGAAUGUUGUGGCUUCCCGCCGUGACCUCGGUGAUUACUCAGAACUGUUGACCGAUAGUCUUCACCAACGUAUCAAUGCAGUAAUCUGGAAAUUUUGCGACCUCGAUGUCCAUCCCCAGGACAGACGUGUCAGUCGUAGAGAGCUUCAGAUGACCAUCGCCUCACUACGGCCUAUGGAGCCCUGUCUCGUGCCUUUCCUCAAUAAGUGUGACGCCAAUGGCGACCGUAAGAUUGCACUGAAGGAGUGGGGCACCUGUCUAGGAUUGGACAAGGGUGAAAUCGUAGAUAAAUGCAAACAACUGAGGAAAAAGUCAAGAAGAAGCUAAAUGCCGGUGAUAAUUAGUGGCGAUGUUUGUACUAAGGUCUGUAGUAGGUUAGUCACCUUGCUGUAGAGAUGCAGUGCCAGGAUUUCCAAGAUAACAAGGCUGUAAUCUCUUCGACGUGCCCAGAUCAUAUUUAUAUUUUAUAACCAUUUUUUAUCUUCAUUUUUUGAAAUAAUUUUGUUCUAACUAAACAACAACGAAUGUAAAAUAAAACUUUAUUACAAUAAA